This is a messenger RNA of Vitis riparia (riverbank grape), 2093 nucleotides long. RefSeq names its product protein FREE1. NCBI's taxonomy places the organism in Eukaryota, Viridiplantae, Streptophyta, Magnoliopsida, Vitales, Vitaceae. Gene Ontology annotation, molecular function: metal ion binding; ubiquitin binding. The transcript has 10 exons. The record is from RefSeq and is a predicted model, not a curated record. Bases 93 to 1850 code for a protein of 585 amino acids. Gene Ontology annotation, cellular component: late endosome membrane; ESCRT I complex. Gene Ontology annotation, biological process: intralumenal vesicle formation; multivesicular body assembly.
AAGAAGGUGAAGAAAUAUAGCAAGCAGAGAGUUGUUCUGUUGGUGCUUCGUCUCUCUUCCUCUGGUUGCGAAAGCCUAAUUCGGAGAUAGCAAUGCAACAGGGAGAUUACAAUUCUGUUUCUUAUUAUCAAUAUCAACACCCUCAAAACCCUAACCCCAACCCUAUCCCCAAUCCUAAUUCGAUUCCGAUCGAUCCCCAGCCAAAUCCUUCGCCUUCGACCUACGCUUCUGCGCCUCCGUUUACCACUAGUUAUUCUCCCUCCGAUUACUCUGUUUAUCCCCCCGCGUAUCCUCCAUAUCCGCAAAAUCCCGAGCCUGUCCCCAAUAUCCCUCCCACGGCUCCUUCAUAUUCUCCGAGCCCUAAUUUGCAGUCAUUCAAUCCAUCGCCUCAGCCGUCGUCUUUUCCUCCUUUCGAAGCUCAGGGUUCGUAUCAACCUCCGGCGCAGCAGCCUCCGUAUCAUCCACAGUACGAUCAACAUCUGACGGCUCCCAAUUUCUCCAACCCUAUUCCCAAUUCCAAUGCUAAUCCGUCGUACGCAAAUCCUCCUGCCUACUCGGCUUCGUACAGCCACGUAGGCUCUUCCGUGCCGCCCGUUUACGAGAACCCGUAUGAGACUACUCCAAAAUUUGAUCAAACUGGCGGAUAUUUUGAUGAAACUUCGGGUAGAUAUGGAGGCUAUAGCCGGACACGGUCCGAUUUAGGAUCUGAAAUGUAUUCGAAGAGAUCGGAUAGUGGGGUGUCGUCGAGGUACGAUCUAGGUUCAAUUCGAGAUGAGGGGUAUGGUGAUGGAGUGUAUGCUUACGAAGGGAGCAAGGUGGAGCCCUAUGGUGCAAGAGGCACAGCUCCAAAGUCGUCGACUUGGGUGGGUUUUGAUGAUUACGGGAGGUCAAUCAGUUUUCCUUCUGGUAAAGACCAGCCAUCUGCCAAGAUCGUGAGAGCAGUGCCCAAGGCGGAGACCCAGCAAGAUGUAAAGAGCGGGGUGCAGAAGUUUCGGGUCAAGCUAUUGUCUGAAGGUGGAGGACAGAGCUCCAUGGAUGUUCUUUGUCAGAUUGGUUUGGAUGGAAUUCGUAUGCUUGAACCCAGCACUAGUCGAACAUUGAGAAUAUAUCCACUUGAGACAAUAACAAGAUGUGAAGUCACUGACUCAUCCACUUUUGCAUUUUGGUCCAAAAGUUCUGUGGAUAUUGAACCAAGACGGAUCAGGCUGCAAUCAAAUAGCUAUACCACUAAUACUAUUUUGGACACAGUGACAGCUGCAACCGUGCAGAUUAAGGAGAUGGGUGGUAGAAGCAGGCCUUCCGAAUCUUUAAAGACAACUGAGCAACCUACCGAGAAGAAGAAAGGUUUUGCUGACUGGAUGAACAUAAUAAAGCCUGGAAAUGAGGAGAAAGAUCAUUGGGUCCCUGAUGAAGCAGUUACCAAGUGUACAGCCUGUGGGACAGAUUUUGGGGCUUUUGUGCGUAGGCAUCACUGCCGGAAUUGCGGAGAUAUUUUCUGUGACAAGUGUACUCAUGGUAGAAUAGCUUUAACAGCUGAUGAGAGCGCUCAGCCAGUUCGAGUUUGUGAUCGAUGCAUGGCUGAAGUGACACAGAGGUUGAGUAAUGCUAAGGAAGCAGCCAACAAACCUGCAUUGCAAAGUCAUGAGGAUCUUGCACGGAAACUUCAGGAGGAGAUGGAGAGAAAUCGCAAGACAUCAUCAGGCUCCAAGUCUGAUGGAUCUGGGAAGCGGAUGAAAGAAGUUGCCUGUCCCAUUUGCACUGUCCAUUUGCAGGUCCAAGUUCCCAGCUCAGGAUCUGAGACCAUUGAGUGUGGGGUUUGCCAGCAUCCUUUCCUUGUGAGUGCUCAUUGAUGGCAAACAAUUUCAAAUUAUCAUUGAAGGCACCCUCAUGUCUCUGUUAAAAUUUUUCAUUAUUUUCUACUGGUUGAUAUUUUGAUAUUUGGUAAAUUUCUUGGUUGUGUGAGCUUUGAUCUGAUAUCAACUCAGUGUGUAUAUGAAGUUAAUUUUACUUGGGAGCCUAUCAAUCAAGGCACAUUUUAUGUAUAAAAUUGAUCAUUAUAUUCACUAAUGGAUUGAUGUGUUUGGUUCAUGGCA